GAAGUCAAGGAACUUGAUGUACUCUCAGGUUGGGCGCCCCGCGCCUGGUACAGCACGAUGGUGAACCUGGACGAGGCCUACAGCUUCCUUGGCCAGCUCGGCCUCACCGCCACCGACGCCCGCGGCGGGGCUGCCAGGGACACCGCGCCGUCCCAACACGCUUCGACGCUGAACACCCUCAUUGGCACGGGCAAGCUUCAGAGUGACACGAGGACCAGUGGGUCGUAUGGCAGCGUUGGGUCCCCUGCCGUCAACGUGGCCAUCAUCGGCAAUUGGCAUUGGAAAAUGUUGAUGGCCGUGGAGAGAGGGCACGUCGGCAACCACGUGGCGGCCACGAAAGAGCGGAGCAUUUACUGCGCCGGCCCGGCCGCCAAGCGCCACGAGCCCCUCCCCGCUGACUUCGAGAUGCCGCGAGAUGAGAACGGGGUCGCUUACCCCCGCUGGACGUGGUUGCCAUUGACGGCAAGAUUGGCGGACAGCUUCGGCUGGAGCCACUACUACCAGGAGCCCGACGAAGCCGAGCGGGACUUGGAGGCUGGGCCCCUGGACGAGGCCGAGGGCGCGGGGUACAGCAUCAACCUGCCGGACGGCGUGGAGGUGCGCCUGCGGUAUCGGUACGACGCUGGCACUCUGCAGACGCAGUGUCGGAUUUCUGCGAGGUGGAUGUUGCCAUCGCCGUACACGGCGCUGGUUCCUGGGGUCCGGCGCGUCAUCGGCUUCUUCAAGACCAGGCCGCACUUUACGAUCCCGUUCGAGCCGACGGCGCGCGAACACCUCCUCGGAGCGCAGCUCGAGCAGAGCCUCCUCGCCAGCGCGUCCCGCGGGGAGGAUGGUCCUGGCGAGGCCCAGCACGGGGCGGCGGCUGGCCAGAUUGGGGUCUGGGCAGGCCUUCUGCGCAUCUUGCGCAUGGCAGCCGCCGACGCAGACCCCGAUCCAGCGACGUUCGCCAUCACCACGGACGAUGUGGACUUGAGCACGCGCAUCGUGCAGAUCAGUCUGCAGAUCAAGAAGCUCGCGCGCCAGACCGCUGACCUGGUCGGCCCGCCGGACGACCAGCGCGACGCCGCGGGUGCCGUGCGACGCCCCGUUCGCGGGGAUUACGACCGCCGCCGUUUCGCGCCCGCUUACUUGUCGCAGGCAGGCGGCGAGGGCGGCGUCGGGGGGAGUCCGGCCGCGGCCGCGGAAAUUGCGGACGCCGCGGGGGCUGCUGGCGGCGGUGCCGCGGAGGCGCCCGCGGAGCUAUCGCCCGAGGCAGAAGCGGCGGCGCCGGGGGACGCCGCUGGCCACGCCGCGGCGGAGGAGGCCGCUCCGACCGCCGUGCCCUCGGACCAGGCCGACAUCGGCUCGCUUGCGCCUCCCGCCGCCGCCGGCCAGGCCGCGGCGGUUGCGCUGCCGGCCGCGGCGAGCGCGGCGCCCCCCGGCCGGGCCGAGGGGGCGCCUGCGGUCCCCCAGUGGAUGGACCUGGCGGACCUGGAGCCCAUGGAGGCGUUCUUCAAGGUGGGCAUGGGAGAGAACGGCGCCAUGUUGAUUCGCCCGGACGAGGACGGCAAGACCAUCAUCACCGACAGGCACUACGUGCAGCGCUUGUUCCUGCUGGGUGCCGACUCUCUCACCGUGCCCCAGAUAGCGGAGCGCCUGCGCGUCCAUUUGCCCGACCCGCCCGCGCCGCCCGCGCCGCGCGGCGGCGCCGCCAGCCGCGGGGGCACGGUCAAGAAGACCAAGAACCGAUGGUGCGUGCCGACGGCCGAGCUCCGCUCUUUGAUGCUCGCAUUGGCCGCGGAUUUCCCAAGGAUCUGCACUUUCGUCAACGACGUCGUGGCAUUUCGGGAUUUUCCCGAGGAGGUCGAGGGGCAGGUCAAAAUGCACGCCCAGUUCAUGAAGUGCGCGGGGGUUACGCUCCACGAGGUGUCGGAGGCGCGGGUGCAGUUCCUGAAGAAUCAGG
Molecule: messenger RNA, 1942 nt
Organism: Prorocentrum cordatum
Lineage: Eukaryota; Dinophyceae; Prorocentrales; Prorocentraceae
Source: the annotation of a GenBank genome assembly